Molecule: messenger RNA, 837 nt
Organism: Arachis stenosperma
Lineage: Eukaryota; Viridiplantae; Streptophyta; Magnoliopsida; Fabales; Fabaceae
Exons: 1
Coding region: 1-837 (278 amino acids)
Source: RefSeq, a predicted model, not a curated record
AUGAUUGAUAAGGGGCUCUGUGACCUGGGAGCAAGUAUCAACUUAUUGCCUCUGGCCCUCAUGAAAAAGCUUCAAAUCAAUGAGCUAACACCCACAGAUGUAAUCAUCAAAUUGGCUGACAAAACUAAAAAACAGGCUAUAGGAGUGGUUGAGAACGUGUUAGUGAAGGUUGGGAACUACUUCCUGCCCAUGGACUUUGUUAUCCUGAAAAUGGAAGAGAACCCCAUCCAUCCCAUUAUCCUGGGGAGGCCAUUUUUAGCCACAGCCAGGGCGCUUAUAGAUGUGGAGCGAGGAGAGCUAGUAUUAAGGAUACACGAUGAACAGCUCACCUUCAACAUUUUCAAACCAUCACAAGAAGCAGAUCAUGAUAACAAAGAGUCAGAGGAAGAUCACAAUGAGGGGCUGAUGGAAGAGACAAACAUGGAAACACAAGCACCACACCUGAAAAUUCCCAUUGGUGACAACCAAUGUGAUCAGAAGGAGCAACAGCCAAGUGUAAUCCAAGAGGAACUAGACCCACUAGAGUCAUAUGAGACAAGCAACAAAACCCUCCUGAAAGAAGAAACCACAAGGAGCAAAGUGACAUCAAGGAACACAAGGAAAAAGGCCCCAAGGGGAUGGAGAAACAAGAAAAUCCCUACAGAAGAUUUCUCUCCAGGAGAUGAAGUGGUCUCUGCCCACUUUCCAUCUAUACCACCUCAUUUCCCCACCAUUCCAUCUCAGCUGCCGCCAGUGUACACUAUCAACAAAAUCUUGUCCUUAGAACAUGUAGAGCUUCUUAAUAAAGCCAAUGGAGACAAAUUCACUUCAAGGGGGGAAGAUUUGAAGCACUACUGA